UUAAUUCGGCUUUUCAUAUUUUGUUGACGUCACCAGUAACGUGAGAAUACGCCACUUGCUGAUCACCGCACAAUGACGGAAAACGUGACUGUUUCCUCAUAAGUCAAUAGGACUACUGCUGCGAGCGCGACAGGCUUUUGGCAGUUAUUUUCAGGCAUUGAAAAUCCAGUUCGACAGCAUUUUCACGCAGCACUACAGACGCUUGGCAGGCCACAUCUGCCUUUUCAAAGUCAGGAGUGUGCGCAGGCAGUUAAGUAUAUAAGACUGACUGAGUCAAAGGAACUGACUCCACACGAACAAAGACAGGUAGCUGACAGGUGUGUGUGCGCGCGCGCCAGCGCAUGGUUGUGUGUAAAGUUUCACCGUUCAAGCUAUCACAAAAAUUUUCAAGAGGAGAGGACUUUGAGCCUGAAAAGUAUCUUGACAGCUGAUCCGUUCAUAUUUAAUCUGUCUCGAAACCGAACUCAAGAAGUUGCAAGAAAGAUGUGCAGCGGACAGUCGGCGUAUUAGCCGAGAUGGAUUGGACGACAGGGUGUCUAUUUCUUUUUUAAAUAGCGAGGAACAACUCAGACAUGGAAACACAAGAGAGCACGACAACAGAGGUCAUACCGCAGGAUUCGGAGUGCCCCGUGUGCUAUGAGUGUUUCGGGAACACAGAGAGGACGCUGAGCUGUGGACAUGUAUUCUGUCACGACUGCCUGGUCAAAACGUUGGUCAGCGUGAGCAGGGACGGGCAGGUUAUAAAACAGAAUAUUAUAUGUCCCAUCUGCAGACACCUAACUUUCAUCUCCAAACAGAACACCUUCGUUGCGAACCCUUGCAAGGAUGCCGAGAGUGGGCAGAGUCUGGAGGUCCCCGUGUCUCUCCUGGCUGGGACCCAGUCACAUCCUUUGGAGAGCCAGGACUGGGCGUCCACGCGCAAUUCACCGCCUGCGUACGCUGGACUCAGUCGGGUUCUGCAGUAUUUCAGGUGGAUUUCAACGAGAUUGACCCAGCCACAGUUCAAGAGCCGGAACAAUGCAUCGCAGAUUUUCAUCAUCAGUAGUCAAGGCCGACCAAUGGUGGACGAGGACGAAAUUAGCGUGGUGACAACCACUGUUAAUGAGCCGGCCCAGCGACGGCGGCAGCGGAGGAGAACUUGCACGACUGCACGAUGCCUUAUUAUAUUGCUGACAUUAUUUACCGUGCUGACCUUAAUCGUUGCUUCCCUGCCGUGGAUUCUGCUGGGUUAAUUGAAAGAAUGGGCAAGUUUUUUUCUUUACACUGCGCAUUCAUUUAUUUUUAUUUGUUCAUGCACUUGUCACUUGCCAUUAAAUCAUAAACGAUAAUAUGUACUUCAG
Messenger RNA from Anguilla anguilla (European eel), 1340 nucleotides. Its product is annotated as RING finger protein 222. The record is from RefSeq and is a predicted model, not a curated record. Bases 573 to 1232 code for a protein of 219 amino acids. NCBI's taxonomy places the organism in Eukaryota, Metazoa, Chordata, Actinopteri, Anguilliformes, Anguillidae. The transcript has a single exon.